Molecule: messenger RNA, 2329 nt
Organism: Morone saxatilis (striped sea-bass)
Lineage: Eukaryota; Metazoa; Chordata; Actinopteri; Moronidae
Gene: usp2b
Product: ubiquitin specific peptidase 2b
Exons: 12
Coding region: 171-1430 (419 amino acids)
Biological process (GO): protein deubiquitination
Cellular component (GO): cytoplasm
Molecular function (GO): cysteine-type deubiquitinase activity
Source: RefSeq, a predicted model, not a curated record
UACUGUCUAACACAGGGAAGGUUGCGUGCAGGUGCGGGGCAACAGGAGAGAGAGAACCGACAACCCGCAGAGACAACCGGGGGAUACACCGCAGCCGCUCGGUUGAUUGUGAGCCCGAGGACCGACUCCAGCCCGCCGGUGGGGAUUAUCACUGUCUCCAGCUGCAUUGGAUGACGCUUCCAUCCUGGUGUCGGACUACGUUCAGCAGCGCUACCAUGCCGUCUCUGCGACACUCCUACACGGUCACAGUACCGGAGGAACCGGCCGCGUUCAUCCCCUCAGACAAACCCGAGCUGCGGCGAAAGAGUCCGUCGUUGUCCCGGUCCAAGCUGGUGUCCACAUUCAUGGGUCUGAUCAUCAACCAGGCCAAGAACAAGAGUCCUCAAGGCCUGGUGGGGCUAAGGAACCUGGGCAACACCUGUUUCAUGAACUCCAUCCUACAAUGUCUGAGCAACACUCCCGAGCUGAGAGACUACUGCCUGAGAAAUGUCCAUCGCACAGACCUCAACAACAACUGCAGGACUAACGCCGCUCUCAUGGAAGAGUUUGCAAAGCUGACUCAGAGCCUGUGGACUUCUGUGACCAACGAGGCCAUCAGUCCCUCUGACUUCAGGAGCCAGAUCCAGAGAUACGCUCCCAAAUUCGUGGGCUGCAAUCAGCAGGACGCCCAGGAGUUCCUUCGCUUUUUAUUGGACGGUCUCCAUAAUGAGGUGAACAGAGUGACUGUCCGUCCGAAGGUGUCCGUCGAGGACUUUGAUCACCUCUCGGAUGAUGAAAAAGGCAAGCGGAUGUGGAAUAUGUACUUGGAGAGGGAAGACAGCAAAGUAGUGGACCUGUUUGUUGGACAGCUGAAGAGCUCUGUGACCUGCACCGUCUGUGGCUUCCGCUCCACCGUGUUUGAUCCAUUCUGGGACCUAUCAAUACCUGUUGCACAGAAGAGCUCAGGCGAAGUGACUCUCAGAGACUGCUUGAGACUCUUCACGAAAGAGGAUGUGCUGGACGGAGAAGAGAGACCGACCUGCAACAGAUGCAAAGCCAGAAGGAAAUGCACCAAAAGAUUCAGCAUUCAGAAGUUCCCUCAGAUCCUCGUGCUUCAUCUGAAGCGGUUUUCAGACUCCAAUAUCCGAGCCAGCAAACUCUCCACUUAUGUCAACUUCCCUCUCAAAGAGCUGGACCUGCGGGAGUUCGCCUCGGAGAGCAGCGAGCGCGCCGUGUACAACCUGUAUGCGGUGUCCAACCACUCGGGGAACGCCUUGGGAGGCCAUUACACGGCCUACUGCAGGAACCCGGCGCUGGGGGAGUGGUACAGCUACAACGACGCCAGGGUGAGCCCGGUGUCCUCCAGCCAGGUUCGCAGCAGCAACGCCUAUGUCCUCUUCUACGAACUGGCCCCCUCCCCACACAGCAAAUAUCAGACGUGCCGGCUUUAGACGCUGCAGAGGAGUGAUAAGCUGCACUAAACUAGGGGCCUAAACAUGGAGUCAGAAGACACUGCCUGCUGUGAGACAGCUCCACCUAGUGGAGAGAGUACUGCCAUUACAUUACAGACUGUGAAUGUGGAGCACAAAGACAUGUUGCAGAGAUAGAGAAAGAGAGAGAGAACGCCCUCUGACCUUCCUCUUGGCGUGUUUUUGAGGGAGAAGGGCGGAUGUGGAAGCACAUUUGCGCUUCGGGAUUUCAAGCUGAGCUCAGAUGUUGGGUGGAAACUGAAGUGACGCUGAGGAGAUACGACCUCCGUUGUCAAAAAGUGCAGAGAUUCAGCUCAAGGCACAGCUGCAAGUCAAAUUUAGAAUGCAGAGUAUAAGAAAAUCCUUAAAAAAAAGACAUUUUACAGCUGUGCCUGGACUUGAAUCUAUACCCACUCGAGUGGAUUUGUCUUCUUUUUUCAUGCACUUUGAACAUGGACUAUUAACCUUAAGGACAUUAUUAUUAUUAUUAUUAUUAUUGUUGUUAUUAUUAUUAUUGUUAUUAUUAUUACGUGAGGACAUUACAGAGACUUGUUUUCACACACUGCAAGAUAUAAUUUAUUCUAUUUAACAUAAUGCCAGUAACUGAAAGUGCAUACUGUAAAUGUCAUUUAACAAAGCCUUAUGGUUUCCUCUUAGAACAGUGGAAAUCCACUAAUGUAGCGAGGAAGUUUUGUGUCGAAGCACAUUUUAUUUUUGUACAGUAUUUAUGGACAGCGCAGUGAAUGUAACUGUACUGUGGGAAAGCCAGACAAACCAAAGCAAGCUGUGUAAAAUUGCAUCAACAAUACUUCUUCCAGCAAUAAUGUUGCUGACUUUGCAUCCAAGUCAGUUCCGAGUCUAUGAAUGAUUAAAAUUCAAUG